AGUGCUUUUUAUUCUUUGCCUUUAGGAUUAAGACAAUUCCCAUUGUUUAUCUUCUCACAUCAGAAACAAAGGCUGCCGGAGGCAAUAAACAGAGUUAGAAGGAUCCCAGGAAUUAUCAGAUAUUCGAGGAAUGAGUGUGCCUCGUAUGUCUUCACGUGUGUGGGCUCGGCAUGCUCGGCGUUAUCCCAGGGCGCUGCCAGCUUGUGCCCAGCACACGGGAUGGGUCCAGCCUCACCAGGCACAUAGUUCUGCACAGAAGUACCUGGCAAAGCUGUCUUCAGUGGGGAGCAUCUCUGAGGAGGAGACCUGUGAGAAGCUGAAGGGCUUGAUCCAGCGCCAGGUGCAGAUGUGCAAGAGGAACCUGGAGGUGAUGGACUCGGUGCGACGCGGAGCCCAGCUGGCCAUUGAGGAGUGCCAGUACCAAUUCCGCAACCGCCGCUGGAACUGCUCCACGCUGGACACCCUGCCUGUCUUUGGCAAGGUGGUGACGCAAGGGACACGAGAGGCAGCGUUCGUCUAUGCCAUCUCUUCAGCAGGGGUGGCCUUCGCUGUGACCCGCGCCUGCAGCAGUGGCGAGCUGGACAAGUGUGGAUGUGACCGCACAGUGCAAGGGGGCAGCCCACAGGGUUUCCAGUGGUCGGGCUGCUCUGAUAACAUCGCCUACGGUGUGGCCUUCUCGCAGUCCUUCAUCGAUGUCCGUGAGAGGAGCAAAGGGGCCUCUUCCAACAGAGCAUUAAUGAACCUCCACAACAACGAGGCAGGGAGGAAGGCAAUCCUGAACAACAUGCGGGUGGAAUGUAAGUGUCACGGUGUGUCAGGCUCAUGCGAGUUCAAGACAUGCUGGAAAGCCAUGCCCCCCUUCCGCAAAGUGGGCAACGUCCUGAAGGAGAAAUUUGAUGGUGCCACAGAGGUCGAACAGAGCGAGAUUGGAUCCACCAAAGUGCUGGUGCCCAAAAACUCCCAGUUCAAGCCACACACAGACGAGGACCUCGUCUACCUAGACUCCAGUCCUGACUUCUGUGACCAUGACCUCAAGAAUGGGGUCCUGGGCACCAGUGGGCGGCAGUGCAACAAGACCUCCAAGGCCAUCGAUGGCUGCGAGCUGAUGUGUUGCGGCCGUGGCUUUCACACGGACGAAGUGGAGGUUGUGGAAAGGUGCAGCUGCAAAUUCCACUGGUGCUGCUCCGUCAAGUGCAAACCCUGCCAUCGGGUGGUGGAGAUCCACACAUGCCGGUGAUGCACAGGGGAGCGCGCCCACCUGUAUCCUCUUUAACUGACCCUGCUUCUCCCUUGCCCCACAGCCAGGACUGAGGAAGUGACAAUGAUACUGCUGGGAGAGCACAGCUCUUUACAGAGACAGAACCACAGAGAAAAACAGAUUUUAAAGAAAAAAAUAUUUAAAGUUUAA
Pyrgilauda ruficollis (rufous-necked snowfinch) is the source of this 1408-nucleotide messenger RNA. RefSeq names its product Wnt family member 4 (gene WNT4). NCBI's taxonomy places the organism in Eukaryota, Metazoa, Chordata, Aves, Passeriformes, Passeridae. Gene Ontology annotation, cellular component: extracellular region. The record is from RefSeq and is a predicted model, not a curated record. Gene Ontology annotation, molecular function: cytokine activity; frizzled binding. Gene Ontology annotation, biological process: canonical Wnt signaling pathway; cell fate commitment; neuron differentiation. The coding region runs from base 131 to 1237 and encodes 368 amino acids. The transcript has 5 exons.